AUGCCUCCAACGCUGUGUUUCAACUGCAAGGAAGCCAGAGCUGUUAUUAUCCGUCCCAAGAACCGGCACAAGCUAUGCCGCGCCUGCUUCCUCGAAGUUUUUGAGACUGAAGUACACGAGACAAUAACCUCCUCCUCCCUCUUUUACCCCGGCGAACGGGUCGCCAUCGGCGCCAGUGGGGGCAAAGAUAGUACUGUGCUUGCGUCAGUCCUCAAAACUCUCAAUGAGCGCUACAACUACGGUCUAGAAUUAUGUCUGCUCUCCAUUGACGAGGGUAUCAAGGGCUAUCGCGACGAUAGUCUGGAGACGGUCAAGCGCAACGCGGUCCAGUACGAUAUGCCGCUGGAAAUCGUCGGGUAUAGCGAGUUAUACGGUUGGACAAUGGAUCAGGUCGUCGAGCAAGUCGGGAAGAAGGGCAACUGCACCUACUGCGGGGUGUUCCGGCGACAAGCGCUCGACCGGGGCGCUGCGCGACUAGGCAUCAAGCAUGUUGUCACGGGACAUAACGCAGACGAUGUAGCAGAGACGGUGAUGAUGAAUCUACUGCGAGGAGAUCUGCCGCGUCUGUCGCGGGGCACUAGUAUCGUGACGGACUCGGCGGCGUCGGAUAUCAAGCGCAGCAAGCCGCUCAAGUAUGCGUACGAAAAGGAGAUCGUGCUAUACGCGCACCACAAGAAGCUUGAUUAUUUCAGUACCGAGUGUAUCUACUCGCCUGAAGCGUUCAGAGGCAGCGCCCGGACGCUGAUCAAAGACCUGGAGAAAAUCCGCCCCAGCUCGAUCUUGGAUAUUGUCAAGAGCGGAGAGGACAUGGCUGCGCUGGUGCCGUUCGAGGUUAGUUCGAGCGGGAAGAAGUGCGGCGGCACUAGUGUUGCUACUGCUACUGCAGAGGACGAUGAAUCGGCGGGUGGCUGUGGUAGUCAAAACGGUCGAUCGAGCGGUGGCGAAAUAGCGGAGAUGGAGAAGAAGCUUGCAGAAGAUGACGCCGCUCAGUUGAGAGAGACCGAGAUCAAGCUCCCGGUUGCCCCCAGGAGAAAGAGCGGCAAGGUGAAUAACCCGAGAGCGAUCAAGAGUCAAACAAUGGGCAAUUGCGAGCGCUGCGGAUACAUCUCAAGCCAGAAGAUCUGCAAAGCGUGUAUGCUCCUGGACGGGUUGAACAAGAACCGGCCCAAGACCGCGAUUGAAGUGGCCGUCGGAAUCGAGGAGGAAGAAAGCAGCUCUACGCUCAUGAGACAGAUGGAGAGAGUCCAGUUGACAACCGGCUAA
This is a messenger RNA of Aspergillus fumigatus Af293, 1263 nucleotides long. Its product is annotated as putative PP-loop ATPase superfamily protein. Gene Ontology annotation, molecular function: tRNA binding. Gene Ontology annotation, cellular component: cytosolic tRNA wobble base thiouridylase complex; mitochondrion. NCBI's taxonomy places the organism in Eukaryota, Fungi, Ascomycota, Eurotiomycetes, Eurotiales, Aspergillaceae. Gene Ontology annotation, biological process: tRNA wobble position uridine thiolation. The record is from RefSeq and is a predicted model, not a curated record.